Eruca vesicaria subsp. sativa (arugula) is the source of this 2493-nucleotide messenger RNA. NCBI's taxonomy places the organism in Eukaryota, Viridiplantae, Streptophyta, Magnoliopsida, Brassicales, Brassicaceae. The record is from the annotation of a GenBank genome assembly.
AAAAGAAAUAAAACAGACACAGAACCAAAAAAAAAAAAGGAAGGAAGAAGAAGAAAACCCAAUAAGCAGCGCGAUCGAAGCUAAUAAAGACAGAAGAGCCAAAGCUUUCAGUUUAUAAAGGGCAAUACGAACAAACCCACGACGAAGCCGAUAAAUCAUUGUGUUUGGUCGGAAGAAGCUUACUUCUUCUUUUGUUCGGUCUUUUUGUCUGAAUUCUGGGUCAAUCCUCAGCCAAAAAAAAAAAAGUUUAUUCCUUUCAAUCCAAUCUCUUUCAACACUUGUUUCUCUGCUUCCAAAGCUUGGGUCCCGCUUCUCAUUCCCCCGCUUCCUCUCCACCUUCAUUAGGCAAUUCGAAUUCGUUGCUCUGUUCUCAAGCUCGAAUCUUUUUCUUUCUUUCUUUCUUCUCAAACCCCACUGAUCUGGAUUUGCUUCAGCUGUAAUUCUCAAAGUUCUUAGCUUUACGAAUUGGGCGUGGAAGAUAAAUGCUGGAUUGUUCUGCUCUGUUGCAGUUUCGUCUUCUUACCCGCUCGUGAGGUUUGGUGAGUUUGUUCCUCUGAGAGAUUGAUUUGGUAACUUUGAGCUCUAGGGUUUGUACUUUGUAGUAUUUCCUGAUACUGAAUCAGCCAAAGGUGGAGACUUUAAGGUUAUUAGUGACUGUGUGAGCUGGGUAGUAGUUGUUGAUGAUCUCUGUUCUCUAGGGUUUUGGUUUUGGGAGGAGAUGAGAUUUGGCUUUGCCAUUGUAUAGCUUUCAGCUAAUUCCUUGAGAUGCUCCUGGAUUUGAGUUUGAGAAGUUAUAAUAAGUUCAUGAGUUGGAUUUAUUGGUGUGAAGGAUAACUUGGGUGCAUCUUGUGCACUCCUCUGUUUGUUUCCAUCGGCUUUUGAGUUUUUAAGAAGAAGAAGAAGAAGAAGCAUAAAGAGAGAAGUAUGCAACGUCCUGAAGAUCCCAGGAUUGAUCUGUCUGAGCUGAAACUGCAUAUUGUGAAGAAAAUUGGGGUUGAGAGAUCUAGAAGGUAUUUUUAUUACUUGGGUAGGUUUCUGAGUCAGAAGCUUACCAAGAGUGAGUUUGAUAAGUCAUGUCACCGUCUUUUGGGAAGGGAGAAUCUUCCUCUACACAACAAGUUGAUUCACUCCAUCUUGAAGAAUGCAUCUCUUGCUAAAUCCCCACCACCAUCACUUCACAAAACCAAAGAUGGACCUGAGCAAAGCGGAUCUCUGAUUCCUAACCAUAAUAGGAAUGACCCGGUUUUGUCAAAUGGGGUGUUACACAAGGUUCGGUCAGGAACGUGUGGUGGGACAGCUAGAGAUAGGCCUAGUCCACUUGGGCCAAACGGAAAGGUUGAUAGUCUGUUGCCUCAGCCACUUUGUAGAGAAGAUAAAAGCGGUAAUAGAUAUAAGGAGAACGGGGACUUUGGUCCAUUUGCCUAUCAUAGACCAAGUCAAUAUUCUGAUGGAAGAGGCACUGCAUUUCCUUGUCCUGCUGAAAAACUGAGUUUACCGGAUAAAGGUAAGGUCACAGCUCAAGUUAACAGAGAUGACAAAGCUCAAGUGGAGCGAGGUAGAUUGAGUCCUGUAAUGGCACCUCUAGGGAUUCCAUUCAGUGGGACCCGCAGAACAGUUCCAGCUUCGACCAGGGCUGACAUCAUUACUUGCUAUGACAGUGGUGGAUUAUCAGAGACAGAGAUGCUGAGAAAGAGGAUGGAGAAUAUUGCAGUAGCACAGGGUCUCGGAGGGGUUUCAGCUGAGUGUUCUACUAUGUUAAAUAGCAUGCUGGACGUGUACCUGAAGAAACUGGUCAAGUCAUGCUUUGAUUUGUCUGGAGCAAGGUCCACGAAUGGGCAGCCUGGAAACCAAAAUUUGAACAAACUGCAGAGCCGAGACAAGAUUGUAAAUGGGGUGUGGCCGAGUAAUAGUUUGCAGUUACAAAGUAUAAACCAACCGUCUGACAUAAUGCAAGAACAGCGUCCUGUGUCUUUGCUUGACUUUAGAGUUGCAAUGGAGCUAAAUCCACAACAACUUGGCGAAGACUGGCCAUUGCUUCGGGAGAAGAUUCUCAUGCGUUCAUUUGAAGAACGAGAAGGGGUGUGAAGGAAAAUGUUUUGGGAUGUUGGAUGUUGCAAAUUGUCUGAGUAAGCUGCUCUGGUCCCAAAAAAAAAAAAAAAACUCUGGUUUUUGGUCCACUGACCUGAUGGCUCAGAGACACAUCUUCUGCAGCAGCAGACUCGGGGCCGGUUAGUAGAUACAAUGCAGCUAAGCCCAAAGAACCGUAUUUGAAGGCAAAAUACGUGUUGUUGUAAGACCAGCGGCCAUCUCCUCGAGUUUCAAGCUCUGUGUGUAACACGCAGGCUGCUUUGGGUUUUAGGUGGGAGCAAGGUAUGGACGUAAACUAGGAACCGUUUCAGAUGAUCCUGCCAAGUAAUAUUUGCACUUCCCAUCCAAUGCAACGUUAAUUGUUGGACUCUUUUGUUGGAAACCCUUGGCAAAUGUCUGCUGUUA